AGCGGAUGAGACAUGAGCCAAACUAAAAACUCAAAGUACAUUUUCCCUAAAGAUGGUUUCUGUCAUUUUAGGUAGUUCUUAUCAUGCUGAUGUAUGUUCAAGUGUUAAUUUUUCUGAUAAGUUUAGUUAUUUGAUGAUAUAAAAAGGGAGUUUGACAUCUGACUGACAGCUGAGGCUGGCACGUGUACUUCGAGUUUCCAGUCUUUGUGCUAAGCUAACUGGCUGCUUACUCUAGCUUCGUAUUUACCAUACAGACAUGAGAGUGGUAUUGAUUGAACUCUCAACAAGAAAGCGAAUAAAGGUAUUUCCCAAAAUCAAACUAACAUUAUUUCUUUGAUUUUAAUGGGUUUAUUAUUAUAUCACAAAAUUGUCAAAGUUAUUUUACAAGACAGAUUGUCUGUAUUUGUGUUCUUGUCUGCUUUUUUUUUCAAUGGUUUGAAGUGGACAGGGUUCGAUUGGAAAAAGGUGAGGUCAUGCAUUUCCUUGCGCCAAUUAGGAUUUACAACAUUUGAAUGAAAAAGUGAUGGCACUUGUGGGGUUGUUUGCUUGUGUUGCCAGGUCACGAUCAAUCUAAUCUGAUCAAACCACACCCGCACAGUCCUGAUGAAGCAGAUUUUUGAGAUAUAAGGAUAUUUAUUUCUGAACUUUGUUUUAAAUAUUUUAUGUUGCAGAGAAAUAUUUAAGAUUGGAAACCAAUUUUUCAGAGGCUUAUCUGUCAUGCUCUGUACUGAAACACAACAAAGGAAGAACACUGCAAUGCACCUUGAAGAUGGACCUGGGAUAAGUAUUUUAAAAUAUCCCUGAUCGAGUUAGAAGAGAUCAUUUUCAUGUAACACUUUUGUAAUAAUAAUACCAAAGCUUAAGUAAUAAAGGAAGGAGUGAAAUCUGCCUCUUGUCAGCGUUUACGUUGAGAAGCACUUGCAUGAUUAGAUGUCUUGCGAUCGAUGCAGCCUCUUCUUCCAAUCAUUAAGACUGCUCUUAACAGAUUACAGCCCCCUCCCAAACACGCACAGUCUUUUCUCCUCCUCUUCCUGCCCCUCCUUCAGUCUCACACACUCUCUCUUUCAGCAGAUAAAACAGGAUUUGCCUCUUAAGCACUUCUUUAGCUUUCUCUUUGAAUUUAAACCUUUUUAGAGCAUUUUCUUCCACCUGAAGCUACAGCUCACCUCUUAAGGUUCAGGUAGAGUUUAGUUGGUUUCACCUGAGCUCCACUGAUGAACAGACAGCGGAAUGAAAAAGACUAAACAAAAAUAUAAGAGGUGGUGGUGAACAGACUACAACCGACAAAGAUGGACCUGCGAACAAUCUUCUGUCACCUCCUGCUUUUAUGUUUUGAACCAUCUGCAGCCACAAGCCUUAUUACAGCGGAUAUAUUUGAAGCCAGAGGUCAACGUGUGUGCAAGGCAGGGAAAGGGAGGCCGUGUUACAAGCUGGCCUAUUACUCCGAGCUCCGACGGAAGCUGAACUUCGUUGAGGCAGAGCUCGCCUGCAGACGGGACGGGGGGCAGCUGCUGAGCGUGGAGUCUGUGUCUGAGCAGGAGGUCAUAGAGCAGCUCAUCACAGAGCUCCACCCAACUGAUGGAGACUUCUGGAUAGGUCUCCGCCGUAGCCAUGGAGACGAGGGCAGCAGCUCAGAGUGCUCCUCACAGUACUAUUGGCUGGAUGGCAGCAAUUCUACAUUUAGGAACUGGCACAGGGAUGAGCCAUCAUGCGGCUAUGAGGUGUGUGUGGUGAUGUAUCACCAACCAUCCGCUCCUUCUGAUUUCGAGGGGAGCUACAUGUUCCAGUGGAACGAUGAUAAUUGCGAAACAAAGAACAACUUCAUCUGCAAAUACACUGCAGAGAAGCCACAGGGCCGUUCCCCUUCUCCCAACUCCACUCAAACAAAUGUCUUCCCUUCAACUGUGCUGCCGCCGAAUCCAAGGGACCACAACCAGGACAGAAACACAGCUCUGAAUUUGGUUUACAUCAUCAUUCCCACCAUUCCCCUGAUACUGCUGUUACUGACAGUGACUGGAGUCUGCUGCUUCAAACUGCUUGUCAGACGAAGGAGGAAACAGCAGAAAUCAGAAGUAUGCCAGACAGACCCGGGCGUCUGCCCCAGCACGACUCCAACUGACGUCUAUAACGUCAUUCGCUCCCAGAAGGACGAUGACCUGGUUUCAACUCGCCCGCACGCCAAAAUCACCUCCUUUUUAUGCUCCUCCCCUGACACACCGACAGGUGACUACGACAACCUGGGGGGUCGGGACACAGAGAGCGGCUUUGUGACGCUUGCCAGCACAGAGAGCGGCUUCCUCAACUUUGACCUCAAUGACCUCAGCCUUGGGCGUCGUGGCACCCGCGACUUCUACGACACCAGCUUGGGCCGCUCAGGAAAGAGGGACUUGAAUGACACUGGGCAGAGAGAGUUUUAUGACAGGAGUCUAGGUCGUCGUACAACAAAGAGUGAGCAUUACGGCAGCAGUGUGUACAGGGACCACGGAUUGUAUGAUGGCAGUAUCAGAGGAGGGAGUGAUCUCUAUGAUCCCAAACUGAGGCUUGGAGGUCACACAGUAAAGGCUGACCUCUAUCAGACGUACAUCACCAACGGCAAGGAGGACACUUACCAAACCAGCCUCGGAACCUAUGGAAACCGAAAAUCCAACCAAGCAAAUCUGGAUUGCUACAGAAAUGGCCUGAAUCUUGAUGGCGGAAGGAGAUACUUCAAUGAACAAGAAUGGAUCAACAGAGAAAGCUACUGAUCCUCUAAACAGCUUCUUUAUUGUGUGUAUAGCAGUGUUUGUGUGAUUGUGGACAGGAACAAAAGAAUGGCAAAAAGACUGUUUGUAUGGUAUGUUUCUGAAGCCUUUCAGGGGAUUAAAAUCAGGUGAGACGUGCUCAAAUUAUAUUUUGUCACUGGCCCCACAGUUCAACCUGUGGCCCCUGUGGCAAUUAGUUUGUGGUAACUGAAAACAAAUUUCUUUAGGAAUAUGAACUUUAAUUAAAGCAUCAGUUUACCCAAAUUACAAAAAAACCAAAACAUUUUGUCACUUAUCUGUGGUAGUGUCCAGCCAUGCAGAUAGUUUGGGUUUGAUUUUCUAAAGUUCCUGAGCAUCCACCCCAAUUUAAAGGAGGUAAAUUAAAUUUUUGUUGUGGUUCUCAGAGCACUGGAGAAUUAUAUUUAAAUAAUUCAAUAGCAACAUAUCUUUCCAAAACAUUGUCCAGGUUACUCUGAAUAAUCCACAGACCUACAGCUUUCACUGUAACUACUUUCUAGUGAAUAAAGAGUCUGUGUAUUAUCACGGACACUGUUUCUAGACAGAUACACUACUGCUGAUUUUUUAAAAUGUAAUUUCUCAGUUCUAUGAGCACCGCAAAUCCAUUCACCUUUAUUAUAUUCAGGUGGCAGCACUCAAAGACAAAUAUCUCAAAACCUGGACAAAUAAAAUCAAAACAAUCUGCAUUGUUGGACACUACACCACUACAGGCAAGUGAGGAAAAAAUGUUUUUGUAAUCUGGGUGAAUUGACACUUUGAGAUUAGAUAUUAAAGGGGAACUCCACCAAUUUUGCACAUCAAAGUCUGUAGCCCGCUCCUCAUUUCUGAUUUAGGCUAGUGGCUCGAAUCUACAUUAGCUGCUACUAGCAUAACACACACGAAUCUCAAACGGAACUUUCGCCUGUUGAGUUGCAUUGUGGGUAAUGCAGGAUCCAGGUUUUGACAAGAAAGAAGAUUACAUGGAAUAAAAAGAUGAUAUCUCUGGUUCUGCUCCAUGAUUCUAAUGCUUUUUUAAAAACUGCUCAUCGUGAGUCAGACAAUGUUACAGCGUAAUGCUAAAUCCUUGGAGUACUCUUUUAACACAAGCUGAUCUACAUGGCCUGGCCUCAAGACUAGAUCAUUUCUCUGGACCUGUCUAUGCCCCAAUCAUUUGAGUUAAUGUUGUGCUUAAACAAUGCAUAUCUCAAACAUAUUUUCAUUUAGUUAAAUUACCACAAACAAACGUACACACAGGACACCUGGGGGCCUUCAGAGGCAGUGCAUACUCCAGCUUUGGGGAGGCCCAGUAAAGAAGCCAAGUUAAAGCUCAAACUCACAUUAAACAUGAACUCACAAUGAGGUGGGCCAGAUGACUUUUGUCAUGUCAUCUCACCUUUGCCUCCACACAUUACAAUAUUAUCAAAAUUUACAGAGGCGAUACAAUAAUAACCUCCCUCAAGUAAUAGCAUGGAGUGUCUUAGAUGUAACUGGGUGAAUAUGAGCGACUUUGACAAUAAAAAUGUGUGUGUGUGUGUGUGUGUGUGUGUGUGUGUGUAGCAGCCUGUUUGCAUGGCCUUGUCAUGCUGCCCUUGCUUGGUAACUAUUAAGGUCUUGGACCCUUAUGAUUGCUGUGCCUGAAAAUGUUUUAAUCACACCUAAAUUCACCUGAUAUAAACAGGCUACCUCAAACAGAUUAAGACACAAUAACAAUAAACCAAUACUGCUUGAGGGAGCCAAGGCUGGAUAUUUUAUGUGCUGCAAGUGUGUUUUGACAUGGCCAGAACUUGAAUUGAAUUUCAUUGAUACACUUUCUCCCUUAUUUAUUAAUGGCUUUCUGUCUCCUAUCGAGUAAAGCAAAGACAGCCAAAAACAAUGCUAGCAAGUGGAAAGUUGGCUCAUACAGUGAAUUCAGCUUGAGUGCCUGCAGCCUGACCACAGCAAUGGCAUGAUAUUGAAGAGAAUGAUAAAAUACAGCAUUGUUAUUAUUAUUUAUUCAGAAUGUAUAAUGCCUUGACAUCUCUCCUAUAAGUGAGAAUGGUUUGUAUGUUUGUUACAUAAAGAAAUCUUCAAAUAAAAUGAGAUUAGAAUUGAA
Messenger RNA from Siniperca chuatsi (mandarin fish), 4830 nucleotides. RefSeq names its product layilin a (gene layna). The record is from RefSeq and is a predicted model, not a curated record. NCBI's taxonomy places the organism in Eukaryota, Metazoa, Chordata, Actinopteri, Centrarchiformes, Sinipercidae. The transcript is spliced from 8 exons. Gene Ontology annotation, molecular function: hyaluronic acid binding. The coding region runs from base 1290 to 2744 and encodes 484 amino acids.